GAUUUGUGUUUCAGUUUUAUCAAAUAUGAUUUUUUGGGAAUACUAUCGGCGGCAAUUACAUAGUAUGUUCUGAUGAAGAACAUUGAGGAAUGUUACAUUAUUUUCAAAGUUGAUAGGCUCUUUAUUAUUGUGUCUGAUUAAUGUGUCGUGGUAAAAUCCAUCCUGUCUAUCUUAGGUUUUACGAUCACGUAUUUUUGACUCUAUUUUGUGUUUUUAAUUGUAAUGUUCUGAUAUUUUGCUUGUGAUCAAGUGAUAAGAUGGAUAUUGAUGUCAGUAAGGAGAAUAUUCAGCCUCUGAGAGGUGGUAGAAAUCUCGUGCAGCUUGGUACUGCACUGCAAGCUCAGUCAGAUGUUGAUGCCCAGAGACAGCUUCAGUUGCAAAAAGAGGAACAUGAAACAGCUAUAAGACUAUAUCAAGGACCUGAUCCUUUAGAUCCUUGGUUUAAUUACAUCCAAUGGGUUGAACAGUCAUUUCCAAAACAUGGGCAUGAAGGUAACAUUGAUAAAUUAAUAAAAGACUGUUUGCAGUUGUUUGAAAAAGAUGAAAGAUAUUUUCAAGACAGGAGACUUGUUAAACUGUGGAUAAAGUAUGUUGAUUGUCUCUCAAAUCCACUUGAAAUAUAUCAAAGGUUAUAUAAUACUGGGAUUGGUGUAGAAUGCUCAGAGUUUUACCGAGCUUGGGCCUGCUACUGUGAGGAGUCUGGAGAUUAUAAGAAGGCCAAUCAAGUAUAUAUGUUGGGUCUUCAGGCUAAAGCACAACCAUUAGAUGAACUUGAACAAGCACACAUGAACUUCCAACUAUUUUUUGCUCAAAGGAUGUUACAUGAUGAUUCCCCUACAAAGAGGAAGGCGGCCUCAGCUUUGGCUGAGACUAGGUCGGCUUUAACAUCCUUGAAAUCUUUUAAAAGGCGGAAUAUAGCCAAUGUACCAGUACAAAGAGUAGGUGACAGCAUUAAACAUAUUGUUCCUGGUGUUGUGAGACAACAAGCUAUUGAUAAUAGACUUCCUAAUUCUAAUAUCAUGGUUAAUGUAUAUGAGGAUGCCCCUUCAACUUCAAGAGGAACCGUCCCCGUCACAGAAGAUCCAGGUCCUGCUUCAUUAGUGCAAGCAUGCAGUAACAUUGAAAAUCAGAGAGAAGUUGGUAUCUGGACAAAUCCAAAAACUAAGAUGGUACAUUCUAAUGUUGUACCACACCAGCCGUUGCCUUUUACGCCAUAUGAGGAUGACCAUGAUGAAUUGAAACUCUCUGGACACCAUUUGCCUUAUUGCCUGGACGAUUUGACGUUUAAUGUGCCUCUAUGUGUACCUGACCCGGCCGACCCGACGAAAAUAACUUGUUAUAAUAAAAACCAGGUAUAUGUCAAUGACAAAGAGUACAGUUUAGAAGAGAUCAGAGCUAGAAGAUUUAAUGUAGAAAAGGAGAUUAAGACAGACAACAAUGAAAUAAAGGAAACGUUUAAAAGUAUUAAUGAGACCCUGGCACAGUGUAGUGCACUAGAAACAUUGGCUAACUGCGCUUUAGAUACAGAACAUGACCACAUGGCACAACUCAUGCCAUUAACAAUGCCUACCCUGCAUAAUGUAACUAAAGUUACAAAUAUGCAUUCUCCUGGUGAACCCAAACUGUUAGUGAAUCUAGAUUCAAAAGAAGUUAGUAUUAAGAAAAACGACGAAAACGAAAGAAGUGUUAUUAUUGACAAAGAAAAUCAAAUUGCACCGCAAACUAAUAACUAUGCUGAUAACGGCUAUGCAAAAAACAAUUUGAUGGAAGAGUUUAAUAGAAGUUUAAUGAGUAACCUCCUUGGGGAUUCUGUUACUGUGAACACUAAAGAAGCUCGAUGGGAGCUGAGAAACAUAUUUAAUGAUAAUGCGGAGCCGUCUAUGGUGCAGCCGACGGCUGUUCAACAAUUUGAAGUGCCCAAAUUUGACAUACACGAAGAUCGAUCUAUGACUAUGGCCAUCAACGUUAAGAAAAAUUAUGAAGUUGUUGAUGUUAGAAGUUUUCCCGAAGAUAAAGAGAAUGCAAUCAAAUUUACUGCCCCUGCCGCAGUACCCACGCAGCAGGUUAAUAAGACUGCCUAUUAUGAGGAGCCCUCCUGCACACAAGUGUUUAAUUUCAACAUUAAAGAUGCUAGUACCCCCAACAUGUCACAAUUUAAAAAACCUACUUCUUGUAUUGAUCAAUCGAGUAAAUAUGCGACUGUACCAAAGUUUGCUAUAGAUGAAAGUGUAAUAGAACAACCUGAUCACGCAGUGAACAAAAGAGAUGAAUGUGUCAGACAGAUGACAGAUCAACACGCCACUGUGGACAAUCAAGGCGCAGGGCUAUCUGUAAUAAUGGAAGCGACUCGAGAGUAUAACAGUAAAUCGGGAUCUAGCUCUUCAGGACAAUCAACAAGAACGAAUUUUACAGGGUAUACAACUAAUUAUGAAUCUAUGUAUAAUAAUCAAAAUGAUCCUAAUGUACAGAACGCAGCACCUAAAAGAAAUUCUAUUUCUACUCAAUCGAGACUUCCCAAUGGCCAGUUUGCAAGAAAUUAUCAGCAGAAGCGUGAUCAACUUGAAACUAAAGGGGGAAUUCCUGCGUCUUCAGCGCCUUAUCAAUCUCAUGACCAUCAAUAUCAAAAACCUGUUCCUCAAAACUAUAGCGGUUAUUCACCUCAGAGAUCAAUACAUCCUCACUACCAACAAGGUUACAGUUAUCAACAAUCCUAUCCUAACAACCAUUUAAUGAACCAACAACAAGCUCAAGGUUUUGGAAGUCCAAACCCGAACCCUUAUCAUAGUCCCCAACAUCCUGGUAUACAAAACACUCAUGAUAUGAACCCAUCAGUCCCAGUGGGGUUUCAAAGUCCCACCUAUUCAAACCAAAUGGUUUACCAGCAUUCACCUGUAGCCAGCCCUGCCCACCCUAUGAUGAGUCCUCAACCGAAUUACAAUCGGCAAGAGUUCCACUACCCUAGUGCCGAUCGACAUGUCUACCCUAAUCAACAGCAACAUCAAUCGAAUGCAGUCUUUCAAAGUCCACCUCACCAACCACAGUAUUCAAACUCAAUGUAUUACCAGAGACCCUGUCAAGUGUCUGCUCCAAAUGCAGCAUAUGGGCAACCAAGUUAUAACACUCAAAAUCAAUAUAAUAACCCAAAUAUGUAUUCAAAUGCAAACCAGCAUUCGGAAAGUGCAAAUUAUAACACAGUUCAAAGUUCUUAUAGACAGCCUCCUAAAGGUACAGAAAACUGUCAAUCACCAUAUGGAAUGCCUAAUAAUCAACCAUUUCAAGUUUACCAAAGUCCACAACCUACUCAAAAUAAUUACCGCAAUUCGGUACAAGACACUAAUAUGGUACAAAAUACGUAUUCAGAUUCUCAAGUUAAACAAGAGACUCCAGAUAUAUCUAUGAAGAGUCAAGAUAGAAGUGAAACUGCAAAUAACAGUACCAAUGCUCAGUCUAAAAAUUCAGCAUUACAUAAGAGUCCUAAUAGCUCUGUACUAAGAACUGUAAGGCACGAACAACCAAAUGUAAAAGUUAGUCAGAAAUCUCCAGAUAUUGGAUUUUCAAAUCAAUUUUUGAACUUCAUAUCCAACAGAAAUGAACCCAAAGACAACGCAAAUACACCUAAAUUUACAAAUAGUCCAAGCAUAUCUCAGAAAAUGCAUAAAAAUUUGUAUGUGUCAAGCCCAGAACAAGCACAAGUUCCACCUUCAUCUGGCCUGUCCGAUACUGAUAGUAAAGAUGGUAUGACGGCGCAGACCGCUACACCUAUUCAAUCUGCUAAAAUAUCUCAUUCUGUUGAAAAACACAAGGAUAUUUCGAAAAGACAGUUGGACUUCGAUCAUCGAGCUGAGAUCCAAUCUGAAGACAGCAGGGAUUCAGUCAGCAAAGACAGUAGGAUCUCAUCAAUUUACUCGCGUCAAUCGGACUUUCAGUCUGACGGCUACGGAAUGGACGUAGAUAGUGAAAACUCAAUGGAGAGCAAUUUUAAAUGCUCGCGCUCAAUUUCUGUGAUAGAAACCAGUGACAUACCUAGACCAGCUGAUAUUGAAUUCCCAAAAGUGAUUGACCCAUUUAAUAAAAAGAUAUUAGCUUCAUUAUUAGAAUAUGUCAAAUUUCCUAACAAAACUCAUGAGGAUGGCUACAUGGAAGUGAGAUCAAUCCCAAAAAUACAAACAGCUUCUGUUAUGCAUGUAGGGCAUUCUAAAUUUUCCAUAGAAAAGCAGCUUGGUAAAGGAAAUUACGGAGCAGUAUUCUUAUCUUUGGAUUUAAAUAGUAAUAAGGCGGUGGCUGUAAAAUAUCAAAAACCAAGCAGACCAUGGGAGUUCUAUAUUUGUCAGGAAAUAAAAGCUAGAAUUAAGGAUCCAUUCAUGCUUCCAGGUUACAUGGACAUAACAACAGCCUUCUUAGGAGACAAUGCAAGUUUAUUUGUAUCGGAAUAUUCAAAAUAUGGAUCUUUAUUGGAUGUCGCAAACAAAGUUAAAGUGGCCACUUCAAAAUGCAUAAACGAAUUUAUAGUAAUUUUAUUGACCUCAGAAAUGCUCUCAAUAGUUCAUUACUUGCAUAAAGCGCAGAUCAUUCAUGCUGACAUCAAGCCAGACAACUUUUUAUUGAUGAAGAUUCCCACUCAGGAAUGGAGAACACCAUCCUUGCAAUUGAUUGAUUUAGGAUGUGCAAUAGAUAUGUCCUUGUUUCCUGAAGGAACUACUUUUAGAGAACUAAUUGCUACAGAAGGUUUCACUUGUACAGAAAUGAAGGAAGGAAAACCUUGGACAUACCAGACGGAUUUGUACUGUCUUGCUGGUACAAUUUACGUUAUCUUGAUGGGCAACUACAUGAAGGUAGCUAACCGUCUAGGACAAUGGAGUAUAGAUAAAAAAUUUCCAAGGUACAUGAAAAAUACCUUAUGGGACAAAAUAUUUACCACUCUUCUGAAUGUGCCCGAUUGUAACAACUUACCUGAUCUUUUGGAUUUAAAAUCUGAAGUUGACAGUGUCUUGAAUCAAAUGGAUAGUCUAAGUUCACAGCUCCGUAACUUUGCAAAUGUGCUUAAAUCUAGGUAAAUUAAAAAGCCUAGCUGUAUUUAUUGCAUUUAGAUGUAUUGACUGUAAAAAAUGUUUGUAUUAAUAUAAUACUUAAGUUUGAUGAAUUUCAGUAGUCAUUUACCAAGUUCAACAGCUCUUAAAAGAACCUAUUGAAUAUCAGAUUCUACACUUUGAAGGUUAUCUUGUUGUGUUUAAUUAAAAAUGUGAUAUGUAAUUUAGCUUUUUGUUAGUAAAACAUGGCUUAGAUUCUUUGUUAGCUUAAUGUUGAAACAACACUUAGGUUUCAUUUAUUUUUGUAAAACUUAUAAGACUUGCACUACAUUUUUUUUUCUCGU
This is a messenger RNA of Pararge aegeria (speckled wood butterfly), 5371 nucleotides long. It is a transcript of the gene Bub1, whose product is annotated as mitotic checkpoint serine/threonine-protein kinase BUB1 beta-like. The record is from RefSeq and is a predicted model, not a curated record. Lineage: Eukaryota; Metazoa; Arthropoda; Insecta; Lepidoptera; Nymphalidae. The transcript has 14 exons. The coding region runs from base 258 to 5054 and encodes 1598 amino acids. Gene Ontology annotation, biological process: mitotic spindle assembly checkpoint signaling; protein phosphorylation; meiotic sister chromatid cohesion, centromeric. Gene Ontology annotation, molecular function: ATP binding; protein kinase activity.